Sinocyclocheilus rhinocerous is the source of this 382-nucleotide messenger RNA. Its product is annotated as unique cartilage matrix-associated protein-like. Lineage: Eukaryota; Metazoa; Chordata; Actinopteri; Cypriniformes; Cyprinidae. The transcript is spliced from 5 exons. The coding region runs from base 74 to 382 and encodes 102 amino acids. The record is from RefSeq and is a predicted model, not a curated record. Gene Ontology annotation, cellular component: extracellular matrix. Gene Ontology annotation, biological process: embryonic skeletal system development; regulation of osteoblast differentiation.
CACUAUCUCUCAGGUCUCAGGACUUUCUGCUGUGGUUCUAGUACCUGCAUAAGACACACUCAUCUUCUGAAGGAUGGCUGGGACUCAUACUGUCCUGCUCACACUGCUGCCCACUGUCCUCGUUCUAACUGUGUUGGCUGGGGUGGAAAGUGCAGCUGUUAAAGAUGUAAAAGACAGUAAACCUCAAGCAGGAGCAUUUAAACGAGUUUUCAUGCCAGCAUCUGAUGCCUCAAACUUCUUCAAACGCCGCGGUCGCAGAUCCCCAAGAACUUAUGAAGAGUACUAUGAAUAUACAGUUCUUUAUGGAAGCUUAUUUCUUCUGGAGCUUUUGAGGACGUCUCCUGAGAGAGCAACCGGAAAAAGUGCAGGAUUGCAAGGAUAG